This is a messenger RNA of Dictyostelium discoideum AX4, 582 nucleotides long. It is a transcript of the gene racF1, whose product is annotated as Rho GTPase. The transcript has 2 exons. Gene Ontology annotation, molecular function: G protein activity; GTPase activity; GTP binding. The coding region runs from base 1 to 582 and encodes 193 amino acids. The record is from RefSeq and is a predicted model, not a curated record. Gene Ontology annotation, cellular component: membrane. Lineage: Eukaryota; Evosea; Eumycetozoa; Dictyosteliales; Dictyosteliaceae.
AUGCAAAAUAUUAAAUGUGUUGUUGUUGGUGAUGGUGCAGUUGGUAAAACCUGUAUGUUAAUUUCAUAUACUACAAAUGGUUUUCCAUCAGAAUAUAUUCCAACAGUUUUUGAUAAUUAUUGUGCAAAUUUGAUGUUGGAAGGUAAGCCCUAUAGUCUUGGACUUUGGGAUACUGCAGGUCAAGAAGAUUAUGAUCGUUUAAGACCAUUAUCAUAUCCACAUACUGAUGUAUUUUUAAUUUGUUUUUCAAUUAUUUCACAAGCAUCAUUUGAAAAUGUUACAACAAAAUGGUUUAAAGAAGUUAAUCAUCAUGCUCCUGGUGUACCAAUAAUUUUAGUUGGUACAAAACAAGAUAUUAGAAAUGAUAAUGAUUCAAUUAAAAAAUUAAAAGAAAAGAAUAUUGAAUUAGUACCAUAUGAAAAAGGUUUAGAAAAAGCAAAAGAAAUUAAUGCAAUCUAUUUAGAAGCUUCAGCUUUAACUCAAAGAGGUAUUAAAGAUGUUUUUGAUCAAUGUAUUAGAUCUGUAAUAUAUCCAAAUAAAUUAAUUAAAAAACCAAAGAAGAAGAGUUGUACUAUAAUGUAA